CUCCGUAGUAAGCUAGUAUGCUGUAUAGUUACUAUAGGUGGCGGAGUGUGUCGCGCACUCCGUAGUAAGCUAGUAUGCUGUAUAGUUACUAUAGGUGGCGGAGUGUGUCGCGCACUCCGUAGUAAGCUAGUAUGCUGUAUAGUUACUAUAGGUGGCGGAGUGUGAUGUGCACUCUGUAGUACGCUAGUAUACAAUUUCGCACGUAGCCAUCAAUGGCGCUGAUGACGUCAGCGCGUGUUUGUAGCUCAGGUCCAUACCAUGCGAAAUUUACUACUUAAAACUACACAAGAAAGGAAAGAAAUAAGGGUAACGUAACUAAAUCACUUGCUGGGUUAUUAACUAACUAGUAGGCCAAAAAUACUGUAGGAUUUAGAUGCCUAGUUAGUGAAUAAUGACUAUUACCGACCGCCUGUAAAAUGAACCUGUUACAUCUUUCUGAAUGAAGGCAGGAAACAAAAACAUUUCAUCUGUUAUCAAGUUCUUAUGAUGUGGAUGUACAAGCAGCCUGGCUUUGCCCUGCAUCUCCUUUGUGAACUGCAGAAACAGCAGCAAUGCAGCGUUCACUGUGAUACACUUCUGCAGACAGAGGGUGUCUCUAUUCCUGCACAUAGCUGUGUGUUGUCUGCCCUCAGCCCAGUUUUUUGUAGAGCCUUUGCCAAUGCUCCUUCACUUCCAGUGGGCCAGAGUAGACUAGUACAGCUGGAGGCAGUAGGCGCUCAUGCUCUCCUGAAGCUGGUUGGGUUCAUGUACUCAGGUGAGAUAGAGGGAGAGAGCUUGGAUGAACAGCAGGAAGUGAUUAACAUUGCCUACAAGCUGGGCUUCAGGAACUUUAUGGUAGGGAAGCAAAAGCAGGUGAACAGGCACCAGAAUAAAACUGCAAGUUGGAGAGAGAUUGGACUGCAGACAGAAGAGACAGGAGGGAGAAAGAAAGAUGCAAGCAUACAGAUCCUGUCAGAGAAACAGAGUUUUUCUCAUUCAGGCACUCAGACAGAGAGCACUGAAGCUGACUUUGCAGACACGUGUAUUGCGUCAGAGCCAGAGGUGUCUAUAGACCUGCCUGAGGAAUUAACUGAUGUUCCUAGCGAAUAUAACAGCAUUUCUCCAGAUGCUGGUCUUGCCUGGAUAGAUGAGAUUGUUGCUCACUCUCCGUCAAACAGCGCUGAAGCGUUGGUUAGAGUGCAGGCCAAACCUAAGCAAACUCAAAAGGAAAAGAAAAGAGCAAAAAUUUCAAAGAAGCAGGGAGGCACACAGAUCUCACUGAAGAUUAAACUGAAGAGGCAGAGGAGUGGGGCAUUGUGGGAGAUUGUUAGCGUCGAAGAGGAGAGUACAGUUGAUGGAUCAAAACCUUGUGGAUCCUCUGAUGACCCACCAAUGACGCACAGUCUUGCUGAGACCCAUAAGCGCUCUGUAGAAGUCCAGCUGAGCCCGUCUCACUCAUUGACUUGUCAGAAUCUUGAAACUGUCACGCUCACACCUCCCUCAGAGCUGACCACGCCUCUUCCUGCCACACCAACCAGGCCCCCUUCAGAGUACUUUCAUCUCCAUAUCCCUGAUCCUGUUCCUCUCUCCACGCCUUUACAAAUGCCACCUCUAUUACCGGGAUUGUCACAGCCCGAAGAGUCUGAUGAACAUAUUGCAAAGCUGUUAGAGAUGGUCACAGUGGGUUUAAACAGCUUGCCCUCGGUCACAGUGGAGGGGGACAACAGCAUGCAUGCACACCUGGAUCAUAAAUUGGAGAAGUGUGCAGCUGUAGCUAAUUCACCAGCUUCAUAUCUUUGUUUGCUUGGCCAUAAUCUAGGAGCUAUGGGAUCUGGGACAACAUCAGGCACUUCUGAAGAAAGAGAAGCAGGGUCUGAGGACCUAUCUAGUUGCAGAAAAUGGGAUCUAAAGAAUGUUGCAUCAGUGGCAAGUUACCCAGCAUUGCUCUCCUAUACCUCCCCAUGCAUGACACAGAAGAAAAAUAUUGAUUCAUCAUUUACACCGUCAUGCCCCGUAACAGACAUUGUGCCAUCCAGACUUACUUUUGGUACUGAAGGUCAUGAGCAUCAAAAUGUAGUUGAGUUGAAGACUGUAUUUAAUAAUUUUUUUUGUGGGGCAGAUACUUAUGUACAGUCAGGGAAGCAGACUGUGAGUGAAGCCAGUGAAGAGAGUGAUAUACAAACUCAAAUCUCAAGAACAGCUACAAGUAAUGCAGCACAGGCUGAUCCCACACCAGUAGGAAAACAGUGUCCAGAGCAGCUUCAUGUAACAGAUCAGGUGUCAGCCUGGCAGUCAUCAGAUGUUGGUCAAGCCCAACAUCUGAUGACUGAUAAUUGGGCAGAUUUCAGCGAGAUGAGACUCCCAAGAUGUCUUUCACCUCUUACAUUAGAAGCAGGCGAAACAACUGGUAUGUCUGCCCAAGAUCCUUUAAGACCACUGGAAUUUUCUUCAUGCCUUUCUGCAUCACAUGUCAACCACCAACCCGCAUUGAGAUACACAUCUUCUCCAAUUCAACCACAAGCACUUCCUGGCAAAACUAACCAACAGAAUCCAUCAUGUACUUCUCUACAUGUAAAUGAGUUACAGUGCUCAGUGGUAGGGAAGAACUCAUGCCCUUUAAGAUCAAAUAGAGAUCACAAUGGCGAGGCCAGUGAGUGUAAAUCAGAAGAGAAAAAGACAAAAAUGACAGAUUUUGAGAAUGACCUGUUAAAGGGGACAGAAGACAACAUACUGGACAGACAGAUGAAUGAAUCAGUAGUCAGAGGAAUAUCUACAGCAAGUCACAGUGUUGAAACUGUUAAUGAGCCUUAUAGAAAAAAAGCUAAGAUGGCUGGUUACCCAAAUGGAGUCGAUACACAAACAGUGAAGGUGGUAAAUCCCUGCAGUGAGAAGAUAAAGAAUAUAAGACACAUUGACAACACACAAGACAUUAGUAACUCUGUACCCUCUGAGAAAAUGAAUUGCCUGAAGGCAGCCAAGGCAAGGAAAACAGUGUCAGUAGAUCUGAAAUCUCAGGAGAAUGUGGCACUCUGUCAGAUAAGUCAGUCUUUCAAGUGUAAACGUCAAGAGGCAUGCCAAAAAGAUGAUCGGGAUGCAAAACAACCUGCCUCGUUGGUGGCAAAACGUGGACGUGGGAGGCCCCUUCAAAAAAGAUCAUGCGAUAAAACACUGAUGGAAGACUUAAGCGAAAUAAGUAAACUUAACAGUACACCUGCAGUCCUUAACGCUUUGUCUUCUUCCAGCCAUCACGACAUACAGUUAACACAAAUGAGCAAGGAGUGUGUACCAAGACAUGUGAGUGGGAGCCCGCUUAAAGUAGAACAUCCUUUAGGCCUUGCACAAACCACUACUAAAGUAAAGGAUUUAAUCAAUGAAUGUGAAAAGAAUAAAAUACCAGAACCAGAAAUGGAAAAACCCAUAGAGCCUGAGAAAGUUAUUCCGGAUGUGAACCUGAACAGAGAAGAAAACAAACAGCUCAAAAGUUCUGCUAGUCUCUCUAAGAAAGCAAGUUUUUGUGAUAAGAUUUUCCAUCAGUCUAUUUUCAGUGUAGGCACCACUGUUACUCAGCAUUUUCCACCUAUUAAUCAUCAACUAAGAUCAAUUUUGCAGACAACUGAUAGAAAAAUCAGGACUAGUCUACCUUCAAGUCUCAUGUGUAAGAAGCUCAGAGAACCUCCAGAGCCUGAUCACAUGAGUACCAAGUUAACGAAGGACAACAAUAAACAGGAAAAGAAGGAUACAACUGAAGAAUGUGAGGUAGAGAGAGGUGUACGAGGAACUGAUAAACCUGAUGAAGUUUUAGACAAAUCUAAAGAUAAUAAAGUGGAUUCAGAAAACAGAGAUGACAGUGAACAAGAUGAAAAUUCAUCCAUAAAUGUAAAUGGAUGUUUGGUGAAUGGAAACUUUCUAAGAGAAGCUGAUACUAAUGCGAAUACUGGUAUAUCCAUUCAUGAUUCUGUUGAUCUGAAUGCUGCUUUUCAUUUGUGUACAAUCCCACCAGCAAGGGAUUUUAACAAUAAUUUUGGGAUGGAAAAUAACUCGCAGCAGGAAUCAACUACAACAUUACUCCAUCCGUUUAGACCUGAAAACAUGAUGGAGAAACCAAAAACAGAUGAACAAAUUACAGAAAGUCUUUGUGAAGUUCCAGUUUCUAAUGAGCCAACAGAGAUAAAAUUAAUCAAGACCAAAGAGUUGCAUCUCGAAGGGACUGGGAGCACUCAAAUUGGUAAUAUGGAAGGACAAGAAGUUUGGAAAAAGGAGAAAGAAAAUGAGAAAACAGUAAGGAAACCAGAACGUGUAGAAAUCAGCAGAAUGAAUGAAUAUGAAGCUGGGAUAAGUGAUGUUGAGGUGGAUGUGAUGGAUGAGAGCACUCAGCUUGCUACAGGUCGUGGAGAUGAAGUGGUUGCUACAGGGGCUGAUGUUGUUGAUAUUGAUGUAGAGGAAAGCCAAAUGUCUGUUGAGAUGGAUAAUGAUGGAGAAGCUCUUGCUCAUGAGGAAGAAUUAAAUGGACAGCAGGUUCUAAGGACUGAAGUUGAAGUCAUGCCACCAGAUGAAGCUACAGUUGAGAUGACUUCAGAAGUUCUGAAUCCUGAAGCAUCCUCUAUUCGACGUGGAGAGGAGCCUGAUCUCAGCAGCGCCUCAAUCGAUACCUUAGGUUCAUCAGCAGUGUUUCUGCCUGAUGUGAACACUGAAUCAGCAGAGGACUGCAGCAGUGCUGAAGAGGAGCUUGUUGUGGAUGACAUCUCUGACUCUCCUCUUGAGCCAUGCACUAUAGUUGGUACUCAGUGCAACACUAUUCUGGAAGAGGAGGAUGAAUUGAAUGAGGAGGAGGAGGGGGAGGAGGAAGAAGAAGAGGUUGAUGUGACUGGAGAGGAAUCAAAUUGAACUCUUCUUGCACUUUGCAGGCAUCAAAGUCUUUUCCCAAAUGAUGAAAUCAGUGUAACAAAAAGUUUAACACUGGUAAAUUUCUGUUUAUUUUUCAGGUAUAUUAUUAUUUUAAGAUUAUGUAUGUGUAUUUAAAAACUUAAUUUAUGCAGAUAGGUGUUGACAGUUUUAGUUGGAUCAAUUCAUUUGUGUAUAUUUUUCUCCUGCGUUAACAAAAACACCAAUAACUGUACAUUAUUUUUGUUUGUCUCUUGGUUAGGUCAUUAAGUAAAGCCUACAGUCUCUGGAAAAAUAUUUCUGUCAUAGUUCUGGGUAGGUUGUUUGGCUAAGAUACAUUGGUCUAGCUACACCCCUAGGUGUGAAUGAGUGUGUCAAUGUGUGUGAGUGGUGCCCUGCGAUGGACUGGUGUCCUGCGAUGGAAUGGCGUCCCAUCUGCUGGGGAAAAUCUCCUACCUUGUGCCCAGAGUUACCAGGAUAGGCUCAGGAUCCACCUUGAUCCUGACCAGGAUAAAGCAGUUACUAAAGAUGAAUUUAUUGAAUAUAUUAUAUUAUGGAGACCUUACACUAUGGAAGUCACAGGGUGGCACCUGCCUGCAUCCAGCC
Molecule: messenger RNA, 5466 nt
Organism: Pangasianodon hypophthalmus (striped catfish)
Lineage: Eukaryota; Metazoa; Chordata; Actinopteri; Siluriformes; Pangasiidae
Exons: 7
Coding region: 484-4863 (1459 amino acids)
Biological process (GO): positive regulation of transcription elongation by RNA polymerase II
Molecular function (GO): protein binding
Source: RefSeq, a predicted model, not a curated record